Messenger RNA from Protopterus annectens (West African lungfish), 1276 nucleotides. RefSeq names its product neuromedin-K receptor-like. Gene Ontology annotation, cellular component: plasma membrane. The coding region runs from base 1 to 483 and encodes 160 amino acids. Gene Ontology annotation, biological process: G protein-coupled receptor signaling pathway. The record is from RefSeq and is a predicted model, not a curated record. Gene Ontology annotation, molecular function: tachykinin receptor activity. Lineage: Eukaryota; Metazoa; Chordata; Ceratodontiformes; Protopteridae. The transcript has 3 exons.
AUGCGAAACGAGCGUGGCUGUGUUGUGAAGAUGCUAAUCACUGUCGUGAUAUCAUUUGCGAUCUGCUGGUUGCCCUACCACAUUUAUUUUCUCCUUGGAUGGUUAUACAAGGACAUUUAUCGAUGGAAAUAUAUACAGCAGAUUUAUUUGGGAGUGUUUUGGUUAGCAAUGAGCUCUACCAUGUACAAUCCCAUCAUUUACUGCUGUCUAAAUAAAAGAUUUCGGACAGGCUUCAAACGUGCAUUCUACUGGUGUCCUUUCAUUAGCAUUUCCAGUGAAGAAGAACUUGAUCUUAAGUUAACAAGAAGACCAAGCAGCAUGUACAGUGUGGCUUUCCAAAACCUGAGAACUGCUUCUCUUGAUCACAAGCAGAAAACCUGCAUACCAAACAAUGUGGCUGUCUCUCACAAUCUGUCCUGUACUCAAAAUGCAUCCGAAGCUGGUAAACAAUACACAUCAAAUAACACAGAAUUUCUUAACUAACAAACAUUGAAAAACAUGUGUAAAGAUAAUCAUACAAACAUUGAAAAAUAUGUGUAAAGAUAAUCAUACAAACAUUGAAAAACAUGUGUAAAGAUAAUCAUACAAACAUUGAAAAACAUGUGUAAAGAUAAUCAUACAAACAUUGAAAAAUAUGUGUAAAGAUAAUCAUACAAACAUUGAAAAACGUGUAAAGAUAAUCAUACAAACAUUGAAAAACAUGUGUAAAGAUAAUCAUACAAACAUUGAAAAACAUGUGUAAAGGUAAUCAUACUCAUCUUUCUGGAAUACUCGGUAGAAGAUCUAUACAUCUCAGAUGCUGUAUAUCAAGACUAUGCUAUACUAUUUUCAUAAAAUUUCUCUCCAGUUUUCAUAUCAGUAACAACAAAGGUUUAUUAUAAGAAAGUAUAACAUAGUGAAUAGUGCUUUAUACUAGCUCAACUCAAAUGCCUGUAUUCAUGUUCACUGACUUCCAUAUGCUGUAUCUGGCAUCAGGAAUGUGACAACAUGAAUAUGUUUUCAGUAGAGAUACUUACACUGUUGACAUGAGAAAUACAUUACUUAUAGAUUCAGCUUUACAGAUAACUGACAACUCUAUGAACUGUAUUCCAAAUGUGUUAUUAUAAGUAACUUAAAAUAAAUGGACACGUGAAGAGAAGACUAUUCAAUGACUGCAGCUGUAUGGCACCGGUUAGCAAGCGCUGUCUAUUCUUGAUGGAAACGUCUGCAUGCAACCAUCUAAUUAUUAACAUUUUUUAAAUGUAAACUAAAUUUGUAGAAAGGAGGACUGGCAAGA